UCACACGAUCAUCAGCUGAGACGUUGCGCUCGGUAGUCGGGCAGAGCGCGUGCUGUGUAAGUGCGGCUACCGGUGCACGCGCACCCAUACUCGAGUACACGUGACGUGUGUAAGUCUCGACUCGCCACAAGACUCGACAUCCGCUGCCCGACACAAUGCGAGCAUCUGACGUCUGCUGCUGGUUCAGUCGAGAGGAAACCACUCAGCUGUGCAGCAAGCAGACGACACAUCCUGUUGAUCAGCAAACAACGCAGGCGUGAAGAUGGACAACAUGACGGCGGCCUUCUGUGGGGGCACUGCACUGUGGGACAAGGACUUGCUGCUGAACAACACCUUUCCCGAGUUUACUGAAUGCUUCCGGUUCAGUAUCCUGACGUCAUUGCCGUGUGGUUGGUUGUGGCUGGUCACGCCCGUUCAUGUGCAUUACGUCAUGCGUCACCGUCUGCGCAUGCGCGUUCCUUCAAGUCUCCUGAACAUCACCAAAACUAUUGUGUGUUUACUGCUGGCGAUGCUGAGUGUUGCGGAGGGCGUGCUGGCUGCCAGAAACACACAGACUGCACGCGCUCCUCCCGCCCUCUACGUAUCAUUCGUCGUCCGCAGCGUUACUUUCACACUGGCAGCUGUGUUGACCAAGGUUUCCCGUUGUGCUCUGAUCGCUAGUCCCUGUGUCUUGUUCAUCUUUUGGUUUCUGACCCUCGUCACCAGCAUUGUGCCUGUGUAUCACUCAGUCAUGACAGAGAGAGACGAGCUUCCAGACUUCGUGGUGCUGUGUGCCAUGUUCAGUCUUGUUGUCCUACAAUUUUUCUUAAGCUGCUGGGCGGAGGCUGUGGGCUCAUCUACACUUGACACAACAAAAGGCAUUGUCAAGGAAUGCCACGGAAAGAAAAAGGUAGCCAAUCCGGAAGUCUUGGCAUCAUUUCCAUCGAAGAUCACAUUCUUCUGGAUGAACAGCCUUAUUUACCUGGGCUUCAAGCGUGCACUGGAACCGAGUGAUAUGUGGGAUCUCCCUCCAAAAUACCAAAGCCGAAAUGCAAUUGUAAAAUUUCAAGAACUGUUUGAAAAGAGCUGCAAAAUUAUUUUCCAUGAAAGGUACAUUUUCUCUUACAUGAAAACGGCCUCUGAUCUAGAAAUCAACCAGAACGAAGAUAAACUUCAAAACGGAAAUAAGAUGGACGCAAAGUCCAUGAUGAUGACGAAACUUCCGGUUCAUGAGGGAAGCCUGAGAACCUCGCCGAGUGAAAAGAAAACUGUGCCUGUGUUCAUUUGCCUCGUGAAGUCUUUCUACUUCGAGCUGUUCUGCUCCAACCUGAUUCGUCUGUUUGGUGAUUGUCUCCAGUUCGCCUUCCCGGCUCUCCUAGGGUAA
Molecule: messenger RNA, 1363 nt
Organism: Pomacea canaliculata
Lineage: Eukaryota; Metazoa; Mollusca; Gastropoda; Architaenioglossa; Ampullariidae
Product: multidrug resistance-associated protein 1-like
Exons: 9
Coding region: 263-1363 (366 amino acids)
Source: RefSeq, a predicted model, not a curated record